Molecule: messenger RNA, 1692 nt
Organism: Asparagus officinalis (garden asparagus)
Lineage: Eukaryota; Viridiplantae; Streptophyta; Magnoliopsida; Asparagales; Asparagaceae
Product: IRK-interacting protein-like
Exons: 4
Coding region: 377-1678 (433 amino acids)
Biological process (GO): negative gravitropism; response to red or far red light
Source: RefSeq, a predicted model, not a curated record
UGACCUCUUAUGAUCCUUUUUCUUUUGUCCAACCCUAAAACCCUGAGCCCCCCACCCUCCUCUGAUGGAACCCUAACCCUAGAAAUCUGCAGCGGGGAUUGUGGGCUUACUUGAAUCCGGAGCUCAGGUUCUGUUCUUCAUAGGUACCAGCCAGUUGACCCUCGUCCUCGAGCUCUUUUUCUUUAGAAAAUCGGAACCUGGCUAGGGGAUUUUGGUGGAUGCAUUGAUCAAGGGAAAAUUUUGUGUUUUCCCCGCAAUACCUACUCUGAAAAGACAGCUCGUUAUAGCCCAUUUUACACAGUAUUUUACAGAUCAGUAUCUGCUGGUUUUCUGCUCAAAGAAAGCCAAGACAGCUGCCUCUUUACCGAAGGCAGCUAUGCUACGCACAGGAUCUAAGGAAAGCCAAAAUCAUAACAACAGCAACAACAAUAACAACAGCAACAACAACAGCAACGACCAGAAGGUUUAUCCCCAACCCAUGGAUGAAGCUGUAAAACCUAUAACAGAAUCAAUGGACAGUCUUAUAUCGAGAAUCUUCAACAAUGUUUCAUCUCUAAAGGCAGCAUAUAUCCAACUCCAGGAUGCUCAUACUCCUUAUGACCCAGAUAAAAUCCAGGCUGCUGAUAAACUAGUCAUCGAGGAGCUCAUGAAGCUUUCAGAACUAAAGCAUUCUUAUAGAGACAAGAACCCUAGACCUGCAUCAACAUCGCCUCAAGAUUCUCCUCUAGCUGCAGAAAUCCAAGAGCAGCAAAGUUUACUAAAAACCUACGAGGUAAUGGUGAAAAAGUUCCAGUCUCAAAUUCAGAACAGGGAUUCUGAAAUUAUCCAACUACAGAAACAAAUUCAGGAAUCUAAUCAUAGAAAGAUGAAGCUCGAGAAGAAACUCAAGCAAAGAGGCUUACUCUCCAAGGAACCCGAGGAGCUUGGACAAGAGAACCAUUUCUUCUCAGUUGAAUUAACCCCGGCUCUUUUCUCCUCUGCUGUAGAAACUGCUUACAAGUCCAUCCAUGAUUUCUCAAAACCUUUGAUUAACAUGAUGAAAGCAGCAGGGUGGGAUCUUGACGCAGCAGCUCACGCCAUUGAUCCUUCAGUAGUUUACACGAAAAGGGCUCAUAAAAAGUACGCCUUUGAGUCUCAUAUUUGCCAGAAAAUGUUCUGUGGGUUUCAAGAAGAAAGCUUUUCUGUCAAUACGGGAAACCUCAAUGUUUCUUGCGAGAGUUUUUUCCAUCAAUAUCUUGCCGUUAGAGCUAUGGAUCCAUUAGAUAUACUCAGUCAAAGCCCAGAUUCCAUAUUUGGGAAAUUUUGCCGGAGCAAGUACCUAAUGGUUGUGCAUCCGAAAAUGGAGAAUGCCUUUUUGGGGAAUUUGGAUCAAAGGAAUUAUGUGACGAGUGGUGGGCAUCCGAGGACUCCAUUCUAUCAGGCUUUUCUGAAGCUUGCUAAGUCCAUUUGGUUAUUGCACAGGCUUGCUUAUUCUUAUGAUCCCAAAGUCAGGGUUUUCCAAGUGAAGGGAGGGAGUGAAUUCUCAGAGGUUUAUAUGGAAAGUGUAGUGAAGAACUUAGCUUUAGACGAGGAAGAAGAAAAGCCCAGAGUUGGUCUCAUGGUGAUGCCUGGAUUCAUGGUCGGUGGAAGUGUGAUUCAAGCUCAAGUCUAUCUUUCUGGUGUUAAAUCUUCUGAAUGAUGAGAGAGAGAUCA